GCCUCGAAAGUCCGCGUUUACACUAUUACGCGCCCGAACGCCACGCGACGCGCGCCGGUUUCCCGACAUCAUAACAUACCGUCGGGCUCGCGCGACCACCACAUUAUACCGUGUACAGCCAUCAUCUAAGCUGGUCGCGGCGUUUUCAUAAUAUAAUAUUAUACUGUCGAGUAGGUUUCCUCCUCCCUCGGCCUCGCUUUUCGACACAACAAACACCGCCGCCGUCACCACUGGUUGACGUCCGAAAUAAUCAUCUGCACGCUUUCGAAAACGAUAAUACCGUGGUGUACGUUUAUUUUCAGCACAUAUAUAAAUAUUAUAUUAUAACACCUAGUGAUAAAUAUAAUUAAAUAGCAGAAUAUUUUAUGCAUGCAUGAGUUUGAAAAAAUAAAUAUUAUAUACCACGGCGCCUCAGGAUUCGCACUCGUCUGUCGUCGUCGUCGUCGUCGUCGUCCUGUACCUGCAGCUGAUCGAUCGAUCGAUUUCAGAGCGAAUUGAUCAUUGCAGUUUCCACGGCGAGAGAUGAACAGAAACAUUCGAAAAGAUGCGACGGACUCCAAAGCAGGGUUGGUGAAAAACGAAACGCCGGACGAAGAGAUCAAAGAGUAUGUGAAAACCACAAUGAACGAGAUGCUCGGAUGGUACGGAUAUGACAAAAUUAAUUCCAAAGAUUGUUCGCUGCAAAGUAUGAAUUUAGUUAAGCUCAGAGAAAAAUAUCGAGGUCGCUCAAAAAGUACGGAACCAGAAACUUCGUCAGACGAAUACAAUAGUCCACAAUCACCAACAACGUCGAACUCACCAGUACAGCAAAUGACAUGCGGAUGGUGUGACAAAACGUUAAUAGCCAAAGCGUUUACAUUCCGCACGGCAGAAUCGGACAAUGAGAAAGUGUUUUGUUCCGAACAAUGUUUCUCACACUACCGUAGAGCCAAUUUCAAACGAAAUAAGACAUGCGACUGGUGUAGACAUCUCAGACACACAGUAAACUGUGUAGAUUUCCAAGACGGCGAUCAUCAGCUACAAUUCUGCAGUGAUAAAUGCCUGAACCAGUAUAAAAUGAACAUAUUUUGCAAAGAAACUCAAGCCCAGCUAGAGUUGCACCCUCACCUACAGAAUACGUCGCUGCCAGAAAACCUAUGUAAAACCCUAGAGCCGAACUUGCCACUCAUUACACCUGACCUAUGGCUACGCGAUUGUCAUUCACCGCCACUUCCAGACCGGUCACCGUCUCCUCAAAGGCCUCAUUCCCCACCACCACCUGGACCGGCAGUUCCUCAGCUACGCAUAUCCAAUAAACUUUUUGACCGUCAAAACCGAAAACGCAAGAGACCCACAGUCGAAGACACUAUGCCACCUGUUUACCCUAAAUUUUCCCCACAUGCGCCAGUUUACUGUACACCACCGAUAUGUAGGUCACCAGCAUUCACACAAUCCCAGUCGACAAAUAGCAGCAUACCAACAAAUGCUGAUCCGACACCUUCGCCACUUUACCCAUUGAACUUGCCACCAUCGUUACUACCACCACCUAUGAUAUUAGUACCAUAUCCUAUUAUGUUACCAAUACCAAUACCUAUUCCCAUACCCAUACCUUUACCAUUUUUACAAAAAGAAUGUGAUAAAAGCAGUGAUAAGGAAAAAAAUGAAAAAAAAUGAUAAUUAUUUACAUCUUAAUGAACAAAUUGUUUUAAAUAAUAUUAUAAAUACUAUUUCUAUAUUAUUAUUAUCAUUAUAAACACUUAACAAACAAUAUUUGAUUAUAUAAAAAAUUAGUUUUACUAUUAUAAUGCAACCAAAAGUAUUUCAUAUUUUGUCGUAUGUAAAACAGAUAAAUUUAGAACCAGAAAAAUGAUUAUAAUCUAAUAAUUAUAAGUUAAUCAAUGAAUAGGAUAAUAUAAGAUUAUUUUAUGAGCUGUUUAUCUCAGAAUAAAUAUUUUCUUCUUGUGUUUUAUCAUCGUCUUCAGCACUGCUCU
This is a messenger RNA of Metopolophium dirhodum (rose-grain aphid), 1970 nucleotides long. RefSeq names its product sine oculis-binding protein homolog B (gene Sobp). The transcript is spliced from 4 exons. Gene Ontology annotation, biological process: animal organ development. The coding region runs from base 523 to 1653 and encodes 376 amino acids. Gene Ontology annotation, cellular component: nucleus. The record is from RefSeq and is a predicted model, not a curated record. Lineage: Eukaryota; Metazoa; Arthropoda; Insecta; Hemiptera; Aphididae.